AGACACAGCGGCAGCCUCCGGUGUGCUGCCGACACAGGAUCUCAGACCCGGCGGCCCGCGGGCAUCGGUCGUUUCUGGUCCCAUCUUGGGGACCAGAGGUGCGCAAGAGUGUUACCAUUACAGGAUCCUAAGCGGUGCACGGUGAGCGCUCCUCGGGUCCGGGGACGGUCAGCUGCAGGGCCCGGAGCACCCUCUGGGGUGCCCGAUGGGGCCUUCCACGGGGCGCAGGGGCGAAGUUGGGACCGCAAGCAGAGAGCCCGAGCUACUCAGCGCGACAUGCUGCCUCCUGGGCGCAACCGCACGGCUCAACCGGCAAGGCUGGGAUUACAGAGGCAACUGGCUCAGGUGGACGCCCCAGCGGGCUCUGCAACCCCACUGGGACCCGCGCAGGUGGUCACCGCAGGCCUCCUGACUCUCCUAAUCGUCUGGACCUUGCUCGGGAACGUGCUAGUGUGUGCUGCCAUCGUCCGCAGCCGCCAUCUGCGCGCCAAGAUGACCAACAUCUUCAUCGUAUCCCUAGCUGUCUCAGACCUCUUCGUGGCAUUGCUGGUCAUGCCCUGGAAGGCUGUGGCUGAGGUGGCUGGGUACUGGCCCUUUGGGACAUUCUGCGACAUCUGGGUGGCCUUUGACAUCAUGUGCUCCACUGCCUCCAUCCUGAAUCUGUGUAUCAUCAGCGUGGACCGUUACUGGGCUAUUUCCAGACCCUUCCGCUACGAGCGCAAGAUGACCCAGCGAGUAGCCCUGGUCAUGGUGGGCCUGGCCUGGACCUUGUCCAUCCUCAUCUCCUUCAUCCCGGUCCAACUCAAUUGGCACAGAGACAAGGCAGGCUCCCAGGGCCAAGAGGGCCUGCUGUCCAAUGGGACACCCUGGGAGGAAGGCUGGGAGCUAGAAGGGAGGACGGAGAACUGUGACUCCAGCCUGAACCGAACCUACGCCAUCUCCUCGUCACUCAUCAGCUUCUACAUCCCGGUGGCCAUCAUGAUCGUGACCUAUACGCGUAUCUACCGCAUUGCGCAGGUGCAGAUCCGGCGGAUCUCCUCCCUAGAGAGGGCAGCUGAGCAUGCUCAGAGUUGCCGGAGUCGUGGAGCCUAUGAACCUGACCCCAGCCUGCGAGCGUCCAUCAAGAAGGAGACCAAGGUCUUCAAAACCCUGUCAAUGAUCAUGGGGGUCUUCGUGUGUUGCUGGUUGCCUUUCUUCAUCCUGAACUGUAUGGUUCCUUUCUGCAGUAGUGGGGAUGCCGAGGGCCCAAAGACUGGCUUCCCUUGUGUCAGCGAGACCACCUUCGACAUAUUCGUCUGGUUUGGCUGGGCCAACUCCUCUCUCAAUCCCAUCAUCUAUGCCUUUAAUGCAGACUUCCGGAAGGUGUUUGCCCAGCUGCUGGGGUGCAGCCACUUCUGCUUCCGGACCCCAGUGCAGACGGUAAACAUCAGUAAUGAGCUCAUCUCCUACAACCAAGACACGGUCUUCCACAAGGAGAUCGCUGCUGCCUAUGUCCACAUGAUACCGAAUGCAGUAUCCUCCGGAGACAGGGAGGUGGGAGAGGAGGAGGAGGAGGGGCCUUUCGAUCACAUGUCUCAAAUCUCUCCAACGACGCCAGACGGUGACCUGGCUGCUGAGUCUGUCUGGGAGCUUGACUGUGAGGAAGAGGUUUCCUUAGGCAAAAUCUCACCUCUCACCCCCAAUUGUUUCGAUAAAACUGCUUAGAAACAUUCUCAUGGGCAUAUACAAUGGUGGCCAUAUUUCCAAGCAUGCACAAAUACCCACGUGCGUACACACACACACACACACACACACACACACACACACACUCCCAGUGUGCAUAUGCUUUCUGUAGUCCUGCUGCAUAGAAACCAAACUAUUCUUAGCUGAGAAAAUGAACCGAGGCUGUUGGAAUAAACUCAGACAUUCUGGACAAAGAAUGUUCCGUUUAGAGAUGAGAAAGUGGAGCCUGGACCUUUAAGAGUAUAUACUUCAACUUACCCUUUCUAACAAAGAUUUGUUCUGUGACUUGCACCUGGGUUGCUUUUUAAAUGACAGGUCUGAGUGGCAAUUGUUGGUGUGGGCUGUGACUUUCUAAAGAUGUAGGUCUGUAGCCCUGUGCUCUGGCAGCUGCUUUAGUGCAGUUGAGGGGUCUUUCCUGUGACUGGGGUUUCUUUCUGAUUUGUUCUGAUUUUUUGUAAGCUCACAGUACAUUCGUUUAAGGCUGGGGGGGGGCAGUCACCUUUGCUUUGCCAGUUGGUGCUGCGUGUUGCUCCUGGAGAAACCACAAGUGCAAGUGCUCUUGAAAGACACAUUUAUUUUCUGGGCAGCUUUGCUUAGGGAACACACAGGACAAAGGGCCUUGAGGAACUUCUGACUUCUUAGCUUCCCUUUCCUUAGUCACACCUUCAGAACACACUCAAGGCUAGUUUCUCCUUCACACAUGAGAUGCGGGAUUUCCCUCAAGCCUGAAACUCGAUGAGUUUUGUUUUGUCUUUUGGAACUGUCUUCUGGAAUUACAGGAGACAAUGGUUCUGCUUGCUAGACAGAUAGUCAGGGUUCAUCGGAAAGACCACCUAGCAUAGCAACCCCUCUUCUCCAUCUCUCAUCUGGGGGGUUCCAGAGUGACAUGGGUUCUGGAAACCACAUUUUCUAGGGUCUUUUAGAUGUGAUGUGCUCCGAAAUGCUUCAAAACCAAAAUCCUGCUUUGAAGCCGAUGAUUUUCUUUGCAGCCAAUAGCAAAUGGAAUGAACUUCAGCCUCUAUGGGGAAAGCCAGAGGUAACACAUGACUGGAUGAACUUAUAGGGUGAGGGGCUCACGGAGGAGCCCACGUGUCUUUUUGCUUUCCCAACCUGCACUGAGUACAGCAAAGUGUUCUUUAUUCCGUUAUGAUUUCAUUAGACACAAAUGUAAAAAAAAAAAAAAGUAGCAAAGGAAACGAAAUGUGCAUAUGUUAGUUCCUACACGCCCCUGCUCCAAAGACGGGUUCUCAAGGACAGUUCAAUCAAUUUUGGUUUCCUUAUGGAUGACUGUAUUAUGAGUCUUCUGAACAGCCGUGUCUUGUUCCCUGUAAACUGUGUAGUGCCUGCCACAUCGUGCUUAAUAAAUGUUGGUUGAAUGA
This is a messenger RNA of Rattus norvegicus (Norway rat), 3101 nucleotides long. It is a transcript of the gene Drd5, whose product is annotated as dopamine receptor D5. The record is from RefSeq and is marked validated. Lineage: Eukaryota; Metazoa; Chordata; Mammalia; Rodentia; Muridae. The coding region runs from base 277 to 1704 and encodes 475 amino acids. The transcript has a single exon. Gene Ontology annotation, molecular function: G protein-coupled receptor activity; dopamine neurotransmitter receptor activity. Gene Ontology annotation, cellular component: plasma membrane; membrane; glutamatergic synapse. Gene Ontology annotation, biological process: associative learning; adenylate cyclase-activating G protein-coupled receptor signaling pathway; G protein-coupled receptor signaling pathway.